UACAUUACACUACACGCACACACACAGCAACACACCCUACUCUUCUCCAUAUAUAUACCCACCGCUUCACUUCUGACAACUUCCAUUCUCCAUUUUCUUCUUCGAGUUUCGUUUUGCUUCUUCGUUUUCUCUCCAAUUCAAGGUUCGUAAACGAUGGCUGAUGCUGAGGAUAUUCAACCCCUUGUUUGCGACAAUGGAACUGGAAUGGUUAAGGCGGGGUUUGCUGGUGAUGAUGCUCCCAGGGCGGUGUUUCCCAGUAUUGUUGGCCGGCCUCGACAUACUGGUGUGAUGGUUGGGAUGGGUCAGAAGGAUUCCUAUGUAGGUGAUGAAGCCCAGUCAAAAAGAGGUAUUCUUACUCUGAAGUACCCCAUUGAGCAUGGUAUUGUUAGCAACUGGGAUGACAUGGAGAAGAUCUGGCAUCACACAUUUUACAAUGAGCUUCGUGUUGCUCCCGAAGAGCACCCGGUGCUUCUCACGGAGGCUCCUCUCAACCCAAAGGCCAACAGAGAGAAGAUGACCCAGAUCAUGUUUGAGACCUUCAAUGUGCCUGCCAUGUAUGUUGCUAUCCAGGCUGUCCUCUCCCUGUAUGCAAGUGGUCGCACAACAGGUAUUGUUUUGGACUCUGGUGAUGGUGUGAGUCACACUGUACCAAUCUAUGAGGGGUAUGCGCUCCCCCAUGCCAUUCUUCGUUUGGAUCUUGCCGGUCGUGAUCUAACUGAUUCUUUGAUGAAGAUCCUCACUGAGAGAGGGUAUAUGUUCACCACCUCUGCUGAGCGAGAAAUUGUUCGUGACAUUAAGGAGAAGCUUGCAUACGUUGCUCUAGAUUAUGAGCAAGAACUUGAGACUGCUAAGAGCAGUUCUUCAAUUGAGAAGAACUAUGAGCUUCCUGAUGGGCAAGUUAUCACAAUUGGAGCUGAGAGGUUCCGUUGCCCUGAAGUUCUUUUCCAGCCAUCUAUGAUUGGAAUGGAGUCUGCUGGAAUUCAUGAGACCACCUACAACUCUAUCAUGAAGUGUGAUGUGGAUAUCAGAAAGGAUCUAUAUGGAAACAUUGUUCUUAGUGGUGGUUCAACUAUGUUCCCUGGUAUUGCAGACAGGAUGAGCAAGGAGAUCACUGCCCUUGCUCCUAGCAGCAUGAAGAUCAAGGUUGUGGCUCCACCAGAGAGAAAGUACAGUGUCUGGAUCGGAGGAUCAAUCCUUGCAUCCCUCAGCACCUUCCAGCAGAUGUGGAUAUCUAAGGGUGAAUAUGAUGAGUCUGGUCCAUCCAUUGUCCACAGGAAAUGUUUCUAAGUCCAAAAGAUGCUUAAAUGGUGAGAUGUUUUAUGCUCCAGUUGCUUUUUGGUGUCUGUGUCAUGUCAUGUUAUCGGUGUUGCCACAGAUCAGAGAUGAUGAAGUAUGGCGGGCAGAGGGUUGAGAGAUGCAUUUCAUGAGUUGGGCUAUCCGUGGCUCAUCCAUUCCUUCUUAGUAGGUUGUUCGCAGAGGGAGUGAUUGUGAUGAUCUCUUUUUCCCUCUUUUCUUUAUGUAUUUUUAAAGUCUAAAUUUGAAGUAUUUUUCCCAAUGAACAUUAGUGUUAAUAGCUAUUUGUAUCAAGAAAUUUUAUAUUAUUAUC
Messenger RNA from Lotus japonicus, 1606 nucleotides. Its product is annotated as actin-7. The record is from RefSeq and is a predicted model, not a curated record. Gene Ontology annotation, biological process: cell division. The transcript is spliced from 5 exons. Gene Ontology annotation, cellular component: plasmodesma; plasma membrane; cytosol. NCBI's taxonomy places the organism in Eukaryota, Viridiplantae, Streptophyta, Magnoliopsida, Fabales, Fabaceae. Bases 154 to 1287 code for a protein of 377 amino acids.